Molecule: messenger RNA, 1274 nt
Organism: Panicum hallii
Lineage: Eukaryota; Viridiplantae; Streptophyta; Magnoliopsida; Poales; Poaceae
Product: probable 2-oxoglutarate-dependent dioxygenase AOP1
Exons: 3
Coding region: 114-1067 (317 amino acids)
Molecular function (GO): dioxygenase activity
Source: RefSeq, a predicted model, not a curated record
AGCCAGACCACCAACCACGACGGGAAGCAAAGAAAGCCGCCCCCAUCACCAUCGAAGAAGACACGGAGUGACGGGGCUCAGCUCAGCACAUCAGCUCAGCUGGGACGGCGAGGAUGGGCACCGAUGCGAUGCAGCUCCCAAAGAUCGACUUCUCCGGCGUGGACCCGUCGGCGCCGGGCACCGGCACCUGGUCGGCGGUGCGCGCCCAGGUGAUGGACGCGCUGGCCACGUUCGGCUGCUUCGACGCGGAUUUCCCGGCCCUGACCCCGGAGCAACGUGCCGCGCUCUUCGACGGCGCCGUGAGGCUGCUCUUCGCGCUGCCCGUCGACGCCAAGCGCCGCAACUACCACGGCGCCGACAAGCCCUUCCACGGCUACCUCGGCGGCAUCCCGGGCUACGACGGCUACGAGAGCCUCGCCAUCGUGGACGGCACCAAGCCCGAGCCCGUCCGCGACUUCGCCGGCCUCAUGUGGCCCGACGGCGGCAGCAACGACGGCUUCUGCAAUGCCGUCCAUGGCGUGGCGGCGCGGAUCUUUGAGCUGGAGGAGGCGGUGCGGAGGAUGGUGAUGGAAGGGCUCGGGGUGGCCAAGUACCACGACGCUCUGAGCGCGUCGACGUGGCACCUGUUCCGUAUGUCGGAGUACCAGGCGCCCAGCGCCGCGGAGAAGACGGUCAGGUUCGGGUCGCAUCAGGACACCAAUCUGCUCAGCAUCGUGUGCCAGCACGAGGUGGAGGGGCUGGAAAUGCAGACGAGGGACGGGCAGUGGGUCCUCGUCAAGCCAUCGCCGACGUCGCUCGUCGUCAUGGUCGGCCAGGCACUCCGGGCAUGGACAAACGACCGCUUGCACGCACCAUUUCACCGGAUUUCUGUCGCCGGGGAUGUCACCAGGUACUCUGCCAUGCUGUUCUCCGUCCCGAAUUUCAAGAUUCAGGCGCCAGAUGAACUUGUGGACGACGAGCACCCUCCCCGUUUCAAGCCUCAUGACAACAACGACUACAUCCGCUACUGUGUUUCUGAAGAAGGUGCUCGCCAGGAAGAUAAGCUCAAGGCCUUCUGCGGAGUAUAGGCAGCAACAGACAUCUGGGCGAGCAAUCUGUCCGGCCGUUUGGCAUUCGUUUUAUCUGAGCACGUCAGAGAUGAGAGGUGCAUCUGCAGGCUGGAAAGUUUAGGGAGGAUGCCCGUUUCAUUUCUUGAAUUCCGAAACAUGAACAAUCUGGUGCCUUGGCAUUGGCAAGCAUGAAAGAAAUGAAUAAAUUUAUUCUGAGUUUUCGCA